AUGAGCAGGGACGAUGACGACGAUCAUGAUCAUGACGACAUGGAAGGUGACUCGCUCCUUUGGUCUAGGGAACUCGGGAGGCAUUCUCUCGGUGAUUUCUCCAUGGCGGUCGUGCAAGCUAACGAGGUCAUUGAGGAUCAUAGCCAAGUCGAGACUGGGAAUGGAGCUGUCUUCGUCGGAGUUUACGAUGGUCAUGGUGGUCCCGAAGCUUCUAGAUACAUCUCUGACCAUCUCUUUUCCCAUUUGAUGAGAGUUUCAAGAGAGCGUGGUGUCAUUACAAAAGAAACUCUUAGGGCUGCGUUUUCCGCAACCGAGAAAGGGUUCCUCACGCUUGUGCGAAGGACACGCGGAUUAAAACCCUUGAUUGCAGCCGCUGGAUCUUGCUGUCUCGUCGGAGUUAUCUGGAAAGGGACCUUGAUUAUCGCUAACGUUGGUGAUUCACGUGCUGUGCUUGGCUCCUCCAUGAGUAGUAAUGAUAGCAGGUCAAACAAGAUUGUAGCUGAGCAACUGACAAACGAUCACAAUGCUGCUCAGGAAGAAGUCAGACAAGAGCUUAGGUCAUCGCAUCCGGAUGAUCCGCGCAUCCUUGUCCUCAAACAAGGUGUGUGGCGCAUCAAAGGCAUCAUUCAGGUAUCUAGAUCAAUAGGGGAUGCGUACUUGAAACGCCCAGAGUUUUCUCUUGGUCCUUCGUUCCCACGGUUCCAUCUCCCUGAAGGGCUAAAAAGACCGGUUCUAUUAGCAGAGCCUUGCGUCUACACAAGAGUCCUACAAACAAAUAAUAAGUUUGUGAUAUUCGCAUCAGAUGGACUAUGGGAACACAUGAGCAACCAGCAAGCUGUAGAGAUAGUCAAUAAACAUCCUCGUCCUGGAAUAGCGAGAAGGCUGGUGAGAAGAGCGAUGAACAUAGCGGCGAAGAAGAAAGGGAUGACGUAUGAUGAUUUGAAGAAAGUGGAGAGAGGAGUUAGAAGAUUCUUUCAUGAUGAUAUAACGGUGGCUGUGAUAUUCAUAGAUAAUGAGCUUCUUAUGGUUGAGAAAGCUACUGUUCCUCAACUCUCCAUUAAAGGUUUCUCUCAUACCGUUGGACCUUCCAAGUUCAGUCUCUUCUCCUCUUAGAAGAAAAAUGUAUUUUCGUACAUUUGUUAUUUUACUCCCAUAGUUACAAUAAAAUUCCAAAAUAUACUUUCAUUUUGUAUA
Molecule: messenger RNA, 1194 nt
Organism: Raphanus sativus (radish)
Lineage: Eukaryota; Viridiplantae; Streptophyta; Magnoliopsida; Brassicales; Brassicaceae
Product: probable protein phosphatase 2C 68
Exons: 4
Coding region: 1-1113 (370 amino acids)
Biological process (GO): protein dephosphorylation
Molecular function (GO): cation binding; protein serine/threonine phosphatase activity
Source: RefSeq, a predicted model, not a curated record